Messenger RNA from Cyprinus carpio (common carp), 1019 nucleotides. RefSeq lists its product as uncharacterized. The transcript is spliced from 3 exons. The record is from RefSeq and is a predicted model, not a curated record. The coding region runs from base 220 to 948 and encodes 242 amino acids. NCBI's taxonomy places the organism in Eukaryota, Metazoa, Chordata, Actinopteri, Cypriniformes, Cyprinidae.
CUUUUUUUAUACAGUUGUUAGCGACUAUUUUCUUUCUUUCUUUUUGACAAAAUACGACAUAAAGCUUCGACGCAGAGCUUGAAGUGUUUUAUUCACGCUGCAGAUUUAGCUUAUUCUGUUACUUUCACUUUGAUUUCGUCGACUCAGACGUUCAUUUCAAUAGAAUCCUGGUUUAUUUUUUUUUAUCAUUAUUUUAUUUAUUUUUUCAACUGGAAAGAGAUGAAGAAGAUAAUUACUUUUUUGUUAGGAUAUAUCUGCCUAUUUUUCCUGCAUGGUUCAUCUGGAGUUAGUGCAGGUGAUGUGUCAGUGUCAGUGAAUGAGGGAGAUUCAGUCUUUCUACACACUGGUGUUAAAACAAACCAACAAGAAGAGGUUGCAUGGUAUUUUAAUGACACUCGUAUCGCUCGAAUCACUGGAGAUUUUAGUUUAAUCUGCACAGAUGAUGAGUGUAAAGAUAGAUUCAGAGACAGACUGAAGCUGGAUCAUCAGACUGGAUCUCUGACCAUCACAGACAUCAGAACCACAGACUCUGGAGAUUAUAAACUAGUGAUAAUUAGCAGCAGCAGCGACAGUAUAAAGAUCUUCAGAGUUGCUGUUAAUGAUGUUCCUGCUGCUCAACGAGAUGAAAAGAAGACCAAGUCUGUAGUGGAGGGACAGUCUGUCACUUUAGACCCUGAUGUAACCAAAAACCCAAAUGAUGUGAUGAUGUGGUAUUUUAAUGACACUCUCAUCGCUGAAAUCACUGGAGAUCAGAGUAAGAUCUGUGAAGAUGAACAGUGUAAAGAGAGAUUCAAAAACAGACUGAAGCUGGACAAUCAGAGUGGAUCUCUGACCAUCAUGAACACCAGAAUCACAGACUCUGGAGAUUAUAAAACUACAGAUCAGUGGCAGCAGCAGCAGCGUUGUUAUCACCAGUUUAAAGAGCUUCAGUAUUUCUAUCACCGGUGAGCAUAAUUCUAUGCAUUUCAGUGCAUUUUAAAAUACAUUUCCGUGUUUUAUAUCAAUCCAAAAGAGCAGCU